Messenger RNA from Aspergillus pseudonomiae, 601 nucleotides. RefSeq lists its product as uncharacterized. The record is from RefSeq and is a predicted model, not a curated record. Lineage: Eukaryota; Fungi; Ascomycota; Eurotiomycetes; Eurotiales; Aspergillaceae. The transcript is spliced from 3 exons. Bases 129 to 461 code for a protein of 110 amino acids.
CCUGCUUUUCUCGUUCAAGUCACUGCCGUGAAUACUCUGCCUACACAAGUUACCCAAUCGAUCGCAUUCCAAAACAACCAACCAAAUCACAACCCAACCCGAGAAUAAAGAAAGAAAAAAGAAAGAAUAUGGCCCGCGGCAGCCUCGUCCCCCUCAUCGUCCUCGUGGUCGUCGUGACCGUUCUCGCCGUAAUCGGGUACAUCACCUGGUCGAUCGUGCAAGAAGUAACGCGCAACACGAAGUCCAAGAUGGAAAAGAAGAAUGUGGUAUGGACGAAGGACGGCAUGAAGGUCGGAGUGAAGGAGAUAAAUAAUGAGGAUUAUCAGGAUCGGACCCAGAGUGUUCUGGUGAAUAUGUGGAAUCAUACUUCGUUUCCUGCUUAUAAGAGUCGGUUGUGGAAUAUGACGCAGCCGGCGGCGGAGGUACAGGAGGCGGAGAGGAGGAGAGGGUGGUCGAAGUAGAUUUUCCUUGCCUUUUUCUUGAGGCGCACGCACAUGCUUUCAGGUGUUUGUGGGCUUGAUUAUACCGACAUCGUGAUUUUAUAUCAUUCAUGCCUUCUGUUGUGAUACCCAUCCUUUGGUGUGAAUCACCUCAGAAUGAU